Messenger RNA from Pelecanus crispus (Dalmatian pelican), 545 nucleotides. The record is from RefSeq and is a predicted model, not a curated record. NCBI's taxonomy places the organism in Eukaryota, Metazoa, Chordata, Aves, Pelecaniformes, Pelecanidae.
UGGGUCUUCCUAACGUCCUCUUGAUUGUAGGAUCUCUAGUUCUGCUAGUUGCAAUAGCAGUCUCUGUUAUACUUUAUCAGUCCUUCCGAGUUGAUAUCGUCCUAUUGUAUCGGGAGAUAUUUCAGCCCUGCUCAGUCAAGGACGAUGGGAAGAUAUAUGAUGCAUAUGUUAUCUACCCCAGAAGCCACACCAAUGAAGCUAAUUUUGUGGAAUAUUUUGUUUAUCAAAUCAUGCCAGAUAUUCUAGAAAAUAAAUAUGGAUAUAAACUGUGUAUUUAUGGGAGAGAUAUAUAUCCUGGAGAAGAUACAGCCAGUGCAAUUGAGAAGAGGAUGCAGAAGAGCAGACGGCUGAUCAUCCUUCUAACACACCAGCUGACUAAUUGUGAAGAACCUGCAUAUGAUCAACACAUCGCUUUAUACAAUGCCCUCAUUCAAAAUGAUACAAAGGUGAUCCUGCUUGAAAUGGAGACCAUUGGAACUUAUGAGAAGCUUCAGGAAUCUCUUAGGUUUAUUAUUAAGCAGCAAGAUGAAAGUUCAGAAACUUGA